GGGCUGGCGGCCGCCGGACCCGGAACUGCUGACGGUUCCCGGUGCUCGAGCGCGUCCGCCCCCAGGGUCGCUCCCGCUCCCCGGCCCCCAGCCCCCCGGCCCGGCCUCCGCAGCCGUCGGGUGGAAGCGGGGCGGGUGCGCCGUCCGCAGUCGAGCGGGUGCAGCGGCUGAGGCGGGACGGGCGCCGCCCUCACAGCGGCGGGCACCCGGCUGAGGACUGAGGGGCGCACGCUCGCGGCCUCUGGGUCUCGUUCAGGCUCAGGACCGGGGCCGGCAGACGCCUCAGAGCUCGAGCUCGCCGCCGAGCGUGCAACCGAAAGUGACGGAGAACGGCCUCGAGUGUGCGCCCGACCGUCAGAAAGGCCCGCAGGGGCUGCAGGAGUCGGGGCGACGGCCCGGCAUGUGGGCAGCGGCCGACCCGUGGGGCCGAGCGUCGACCGGGCGGUGGCCGAGGCGUCUGUCGUGCGGCUUUACUCGGUGAAUUUUGGGGGACACACAAACUUCAUUCAAGAACUUUGUACAGAAUUGAAGGAUGGCAGAAGCAGUGUUGAUUGAUCUCUUUGGUUUGAAACUGAACUCUCAGAAAAACUGUCAUCAGACAUUAUUAAAGAUAUUGAAUGCAGUCCGAUAUCACCAUGGUGCCAAGGCCAAGUUCUUUUGCAUAAUGUGUUGUAGUAACAUCAGCUGUGACCAUGAUAAUUGUGAAUUAGAAACAGGCAAUGGAUUAUCAGCUCUCUUGAGAGAAUUUGAGAUUGUUAGCAAUCCCAGCAUGGCUGCCUCUUUGUAUACAAUUAAACAAAAAGUUGAUGAAAGAAAUUUGAGUUGCAUUAAGGUAAUUGUGCCUGUGCACCGGAAGACAUUAAUGAAGGCUUUCAUUGAUCGACUCUUUACUGAUGUUUACAAUUUUGAGUUUGAAGAUCUACAGAUGACUUUGAAGGGAGGUCUUUUGAAACAGUCUACUGAAGUAAACAUAAUCACAUCUCAAGAACUAGAAGCAAUCCAGAAUGAAAUAGAAACAUAUUUGAGAAGUUUGCCAGCACUGAAGGGAGAAUUAACCAUUAUCACAUCUCCUUUGAUCCCAGAUACUUUCAUACAUGGAUUUACUACAAGAACAGGUGGGAUAUCUUACAUACCAACUCUUAGCUCAUUCAAUCUCUUCAGUAGUUCCAAACGGAGAGAUCCCAAGGCUGUUGUUCAAGAAAAUCUGCGUAGGUUGGGGAAGGCUGCAGGAUUUAAUGUGAAUAAAUUUUACCAAAUAAAGACUGAUCAUGCCAAUGAUGUCUGGAUUAUGGGAAGGAAGGAGCCUGAAUCUUAUGAUGGAAUCACCACAAAUCAAAGAGGAGUCACAAUAGCAGCUCUUGGUGCUGACUGUAUUCCGAUAGUUUUUGCAGAUCCUGUCAAAAAAGCAUGUGGGGUUGCUCACUCUGGUUGGAGAGGUACCAUGUUAGGUGUUGCUAUGGCUACAGUGAACGCUAUGAGAGCAGAAUAUGGCUGCAGUUUGGAAGACAUUAUUGUUGUAUUGGGGCCUUCAGUCGGACCAUGCUGUUUUACUCUUCCAAGGGAAUCAGCAAAGGCAUUUCAUAAUCUUGAUCCCGGAUGUGUACAGCUGUUUGACUCACCAAAUCCCUAUGUUGACAUCCGUAAAGCCACUAGGAUUCUUCUAGAACGGGGAGGAAUUCUACCACAGAAUAUUCAGGACCAGAACCAGGAUCUCAACCUCUGUACAUCUUGUCAUCCUGACAAGUAUUUUUCCCAUGUCCGAGAUGGCCCUAACUUUGGUACACAGAUUGGCUUCAUCUCAGUUAGAGAAUGAGAUACUUGACUGGAUUUUUGCAUAACUAUUUCCUGCUUCCUUCCAAACCAACUUUAAGAAAGAAAUGUAGCUGUUUGAUAUACUUAAAACCAAAAGGAUUACAAUGAAUAAUUCAACUUUCAUAUAUACUUUCAUUAUUAUCAAAGCCAAAUGAUUUAUUGAUUUUAACAAUAACUGACACAAAAUCAAUAUGAUAUAGUUUGUAUGUUAUACAGAUAAGAAUUAUUCUUAAAGUUUGUCCUCUGUAUUUGUUACAUACAUCAGGAAUAAGUCUAUUAAGUUUAGUAUUUACUGGGUAGCCUCUAUUUGUCAAGCAUUCUGUGAAUCAUAGAUGAAAUCAAGAUGAGUAAUACUUUUUCCCUUUGAGUCUAAUGCAGUGAAAGAGAUAAACACUUCUAACACUUAAGUUUAAUUUUAACAGCAGAAGAGUACAGGAGAAGGAGGAUUAAUUCUAUCUGGAACGCAGACUGGAGAAGGUAUUGCAGAGAAAAUGACUUGUCACAUGGAUCUGAAAGACAUAUAGACUUUUGACAAAGAACAACCAUAACAGGUUAAGGGAAUACCAUAAACUAGGGCAUGAAACUGAAAGUGUUCUAGAAAGAGGAGGGUGUGGGUAGGAGUUACUGGAAAAACAGGUUAGAAACAAAUUAGGGUCUUGACUGCUAUGUCAAAGAAUUUUGGAGUUUAUUUUCCAGGCAAAGAGUAGGCAUAGAAAGUAGGGGAGUAUUUUUAUGUCCUUGGAAUUAUAUUAACAUGAUGGAUUUGUGAGAGACUAAAGCAGAGAGAUUAAUUAAGAGGCAAUCAGAAUACUUUAAAAAAGAAAUAAUGAAGCCUGAAUGCAGUGGAAAUUAAAAUUGAGAGUAAAUAAAAUAGUAUGACAUCCUGUUCCUAGAGCGUGGAGGUGAGAGGUGAAGACCAGUGGGGAAAUCCCUGAUAACUCCCCAGUCUCUGCUUGAUGACUGUCUGGAAGGGCAGCAAAGAUGGGGAAGAGGUUUGGGACACGGGAGGAAUAAUGAAUUUGACACAUAGACUGAAGGGCUUCGAGAUGGAAAUAUGUGCUCAAUAAUUAGAUACAGAGACCUGGAACCUGGGAAGGAGCCAUGAAGAAAGAGAGAUUUGGGAGUUGGCUGCACAGAGAUAGUGCCUGGGUCUACUAGAAUAGGCUGAGUCAUCUUCACAGAAACACAGAGUGAGAAAAAAGGAGGUCCAAGGAUGAAACCUUGCACACCUGCAUUUGAAGAGCCAGAAACUGAACCAGUAAAAAAGAUUAAUCUAGAAAAAAAAAAUACAGUUAUUUUGGGGAGAGAAGCCAGCAUAAAUAUGAGAAGUACUCAAAAAGAAAUCUUCAGGGAGUUCCCUGGUGGCAUAGUGGUUAGGAUUUGGUGUUUCCACCGCGGAGGCCUGAAUUUGAUUCCUGGCCAGGGGCGGGAGGGAUCAUCCUGCAUGCUGCUGGUUGCAGCCAAAACACAAAAAUAAAUAAGAAGAAGCUAGUAGAUUACUAACUGUGUUGAGGCUGUUCUAUGGGUCGCUGUGGUGAUGAAUUUCAGUGCUUUGAGGAAGAGGAUGCACCAGUGUCAACACUGCUUUGCUAGUAUUUAUUGAAGUAAGUGAAGUCGCUCAAUUGUGUCCAACUUUGCGACCCCAUGGACUGUAGCCCACCAGGCUCCUCCACCCAUGAGAUUUUCCAGGCAAGAAUACUGGAGUGAGUUGCCAUUUCCUUCUCCAGGAGAUAUUCCUGACCCAGGGAUUGAACCCGAGUCUCCUGCACUGUAGGCAGAUGCUUUACCAUCUGAGCUACCAGGGAAGUCCAGAGGACGUAAAACACCGGGGGCUGUAUUUUGACACAAGGGGUGUAUGUGUAUACUGUGCGUGUGAAGGAGCGGGGGUGAGUAGUUUUAAGCGUAUGUGUAGGCUGAAGAGAAAAGGUGUUUUCACUUGGGGAAAAUGGUAUGGUACCUAUUUUUACCAUGAAUUUUGUCACAGUGAACCUUAAAAGGAUUUAUUUCAUACAUGUAUUUCUUACCUGAAUAUGCAGAAAAUUACAUUUGUUUGGUACUUCUCAUCCAUUACCUCAUUUUACCCUUACAGGUACUCUAAAGUACAUAGGUCAGGUGCUAUUCCUUUUGUUCAGAUGACCCUCAAUGAGUUAGAGACUGAAAUCACAUUAAUUGUGAUAAAGUAAGAUUUGAACCUAUAUGUCUUGUGACCCCAUAUCUCAUUUCAGAUUUUUGCAGUUAAUCAAAGCUAUCUAAAUUAAAAUUUUACAACUUUUUGUU
Molecule: messenger RNA, 4089 nt
Organism: Bubalus bubalis (water buffalo)
Lineage: Eukaryota; Metazoa; Chordata; Mammalia; Artiodactyla; Bovidae
Gene: LACC1
Product: laccase domain containing 1
Exons: 7
Coding region: 533-1813 (426 amino acids)
Molecular function (GO): copper ion binding
Source: RefSeq, a predicted model, not a curated record